This is a messenger RNA of Rotaria sp. Silwood1, 2022 nucleotides long. Lineage: Eukaryota; Metazoa; Rotifera; Eurotatoria; Philodinida; Philodinidae. The record is from the annotation of a GenBank genome assembly.
AUGAUGCUCAGUGCAUUUAUCGCACUCAUGUGCUUUUUACCAUAUAUUACAGCUCAAAAUUCAACAAUAUUAUAUUCAAAAUCUCGAUGGCUACAAUUGCCACCAACUCCUAAACUCCCUCUUCAACUUAUUGGUCAAUAUGCUAAGAUCAAUGAUAUUGGGAUAUGGUAUACAAUCUACGGUUCAAACAAUGCUACUCCUCUCCUUUUUCUUCAUGGUGGCUUCGCUAAUAGUAAUUAUUGGGGAUUGCAAGUUGCAGAACUUAAAUCAUUUUAUCGAUGUAUAUUGAUGGAUUCUCGAGGACAAGGUCGAAGUUUUACAACAUCAACUGAUAUCACAUAUGAUCUGAUGACAUCUGAUGUUAUCGCUUUGCUGGAUUAUCUUAACAUUGAACGAGUACAUUUAGUUGGGUGGAGUGAUGGAGCAAUUAUUGGUCUUAACUUAGCAAUGAAUCAUCCGAAUAGAUUGAUCUCAUUGUUUGCAUUCGGAGCAAAUUAUGGUCCUACGGGUGUAAAAGAUGUUUCCACUUCACCUGUUUUCAUGACCUACCUCGAACGUACUAAAACUGAGUACGAAGCAAUGAAUCCAGUCAAUAACUAUUCGAAUUUAUACAAUAAUUUAACAUCAAUGUGGGCUAAAUUUCCAAAUUGGACUCAACAAGAUUUUACAAGAAUUGAUAAAAAGUUGUCGAUUUGGAUCGUUGAUGGUGACCAUGAAGAAGCUAUUUUGCGAAAUCAACCAGAUGAUAUGACUAGUUGGAUUCCACAAGCUAGCCAAUUAAUCUUACCAGGAACGAGUCACUUUGCGUUUAUCCAAGAUCCCAUAACUUUUACUAUGUUUGUGAAACGUUUUCUAACUGAGAUCGAUUGUCCAAGUUGUACCGAUACGAUAUGGGUACCAUCAGUAGCUUCAAUACAAUGUUUAUUCAACGCUCGGACUUUGGCACAGCCUGCAAGAACUUCACCUAUUUUGGUAUAUGUCGGAACAUACACUGGGAAAAGUGAAAAUGAUAGCAAAGGUAUUUAUGCUUUUGCAUUUGAUAGUAAAGAUUCAUCGCUAAAACCAUUGGGACUUGUUGCGGUGACACAGAAUCCGACUUAUGUACUAAUGCAUCCAUCAAGAAGAUACAUUUUGUCUGUCAACGAAGCAGAAAAAGGACAAGUCAAUGCUUUCAAAAUCAAUUCAACACAAACAGCUGAAUUGAUUUUUAUCAAUCAACAAUCUUCUGGUGGAAGUUAUCCAAUUUAUCUUUCAUCGGAUGCCCUAGGUCAUUAUAUUUUUGUUGCCAAUUAUAUUUCUGGUACUGUAGCUGUAUUACCUUUCGACACUAACUAUGGUCGUAUUCAAGACUCAACUGGAAUUUAUCAACAAAACGGCUCCUCCAUUGAUCCUGAGAGCCAAACAUCAUCUCAUCCUCAUUGUAUUUUGUUAGAUAAGAAAGAGGAAUAUGCUAUAAGUGCUGAUUUAGGAUCAGAUGAGCUGUAUGUAUAUCGAUUUAUAUCUACUAAUGGAACACUAAAGAAGCAAUACAUUUCAAAAUCAAGACAGCCAGGCGACGGUCCUAGACAUUUAAUAUUCAAUAAUAAUCAAAAGUAUGUUUAUGUGAUAAAUGAAUUAUCAUCAUCGAUCACCGUUUUCACCUAUUAUCCAAUUCUGAGGGCUAUUCAAACAAUUUCAACAUUACCGCAGAAUUUUACAUCGAUAAACUAUGCUGCUGAACUUCUGGUUCAUCCUGUAUCGAAUAAAUUUCUUUAUGCAUCAAAUCGUGGUCAUGACUCUAUAGUUGUUUUUGCCAUUGAUAAUGCCACGGGAUACUUAAAUAUUAUUCAACAUGUACAUGUACAAGGGCGCACACCUAGACACUUUAACAUACUUCCAGAUGGAGCGCAUCUAAUUGUAGCUAAUCAAGAUUCAAAUAAUCUGGUUGUAUUUUCGAUCAAUACGACUACAGGGAUGUUGACAGUCACAGAUUCGUCUGUUCAAGUGAGCAAACCGACUUCUGUCGCAUUUCUAAUACCAUAA